AAACGGUGCGGCGAAGGUGAAGGCGCCAGUCGCUUGCACGAGAGAGCGGCGAGCGCACGAGCAACGCUUGCGCGACGACCCAACACGACGCCGACGACGCGCGACCACCGCCGACACGACACGACGCGACGCGCGCGCAAUCCGCACGCGGACCAUUCUAAAUUAAAAAACAAAAAAGUGCUAAAAAAACCUUUUUCGUGAUUGUGUUUCAGUUUUUGUUUUCUGUCGUUCUUUUCGAAGACUUAUCAGUGCUGUGCUCGACUGUUAAGAGAUAUUACCAAGUGCCGGAGAUUGUGAGAAUUUUUCUCGUUAUUUGACACACAUAUGACGUGAAUAACGGUGCGAUCCGCGGCUGAUCGACUCGCUAAAAAUCAAAGUGUCAGUGUAUCUUGUGUACCGGAAUUUUAACGGACUUGCCUAAGCAGAGAUUGUGACGCGACUUUUGAUAGAGCAUCGCUAAUAUUCAGAGCGAUGCCGCGGUGGAAGGGUAUACUGAGGUAGCCGGCAGAUGGCAGCAGUCAGCGCGGCGAUGUACCGGCCUGGGGUCACCAUAGACCCCUCAUGCUACGCCACGCAGCAGAUAUAUGAUACAACAGAAAAUACACGGCCAAAGAAAUGGUCAUCGAAAUUGAAAUUAAAUACAUCAGGCAGUACAAAAUCUUCAGAAAAAUCACCAGAGAGCCCUUACAUGUACGGAACCAUAGGACCUGGUGGAUCAUCCCUAUCAAAAUCAAUGAAGUAUGCUGAGACCUGGCUGUAUGGGUCCGUCAGGACCCAAACCCCACCUAUUAGACCAAGUGUCUUCUCUGCUUACCCUGAAGUAUCUGGUCCUGUUUUAAUAAGUACUCCUCAAAAACCUCAACCCCACAAUUAUGCGGUUAUUCUGUGUUCCUGUCCCGAAUAUUUAAAUGGGACUAAAAAAACCAGCUCUACCAAAGUAAGUAUUUGUAAGAAAUGUAAAGGAUCUCGAUUGCCAUUAACAAUAGCUGAAAGCCCACGGCUAUUGGUUGGAGGUACUGUUAGAGGCCCACAAGUAAGUCGUGAUAACGGACUAUUAAGAGCUGGAACCGUAAGAGUACAAGGGUCAAAGUCCAGACCCACUAUAUUAAAGAAUAAUGGCGAAGCAGACCCAUAUGAUUUGAUGAGAAGGAGUAGGUUGGCACCACCACACGAGACAAGGAUUGGUAGUCAGUUCUCUACUACUCGAUCGCGAGCUAAAAGUAUUAGUCCUUGUAGAGUGAAAAACAAAAAACCAAGUCCAGAAACUCUUCGUAAAAGUAGAAGCAAAUCUGUGAGUCGUGUAAAUGAUUUAUGGAUAGAAGAAGAGAUAGAAACUAUUGAACAGAAAAAGUCUAUAUUAUCUUGUGACAUAAACCCUUAUGAUCUUGUUAAAUCAAAAAGAAGUUCAAAAUCAUUAGUGGAAAUUGAAUUUGACGAUGAUUAUAGUGAUUUAUUUAAUGAAUCAUUAAAAAACAGAUCUUUAAUCAAAUCUAAAUCUGACACAAAUGUGAAAGCAAUUGGUGGUCAAAGAAUACGGGUUUCUGAUGAAUCUAGGUCAUGUACUGUUGAAGAAGUGACAGUUUAUGAUCCUAUUAACUAUGAUCUCAAAAAAAUGGAAAAUAAACCAUCGGAAUCAUCGACGUCUAUGUCUCUACCAAACAUAAAAAAUGAAAAUAAAAAAUCUAUCUCGUUAAGUAAAACUACAGGUAAGAAGUUAUCAAAUAUAUCCAGUUACAACCGUUCAAAACAAAAAAGCGUGUCUCCCAAACGUCCUCCACGCAGAGCGAGAAAUAUUAAAACCGACGAUGAUAGUGAAAGUGAUAACCAGCGGUUUCCAGAUAGAAAUUUCUCUAGAAAACCAAUGAGCGAUUCUUUACGAAACUCCAAAUACAAGAUUCAAAGUAAUGAUACAAUUAAGUCCAUAUUAAAAAAACCCAGAAAUUACGAUCGUCAUGACAACAGUAACAGAGUUGCUAUUUCAGAUGAUUCAUUUGAAACUAAAAAAAAUAAUUCGUCCCAAUUUUAUCUACCUAAACCAAAAGAAAAAGGAUUUCAUUCACAAAAUGUACUUCAACGAAAAAGAGUUCAGUUUUUAGUAGAAAGCGAUGAAACUAAAGUUAUUUAUACUGCAGAGCUUAACCUUGAACAAAAUUUCGUGACUGAAAAAUCUACAGAAGUUAUUGUUGAACCAGAAGAAGAUAUUGUAGCUGAGGGAGAUGUAGUCAGUCAUAGUUUAAAUGAAAGCACCGAGUCAGAAAUUUCACAAUUAAUUAAUCAGGAAAUUCUUAAAGAAACUAGUAUUUAUGAAGGUGGACACACAAAUUACACAUCUGAAAGGUUAAUAGAAGAAGAAAAUAACCAAAUUCACAUUCCAUCUACCGAGCACGAUGUAUUUGAAGAUUCAAAUUCUGUGGCUAAAAUAGAAGAUAAUGACAUUCCUAGAAUACCAGUGCUACGACGGUCUGAAUCGGAACGACUAACACCUAGCGUGACAGUAUCUCCUCCUAAGUUUAUGGAUACUAUGGCAUUGCGACCAAAAAGUAAACAUGGCCAUACCAGCCAAGUAUUUUUAUCACCUGUUAGUGAAAUAGAUACAAAUACAGUUCACAGUACUCCUAUUACUGUACCGUCUCAAAAAAUUUCUAAAGAUCAAGAUAUUUACAUAAACGAUAGUAAUGAAAAUGGUAACUUAAGUGAUAGUAGUGACAUAACAAAAAACAUUUUAAAGAAUUUGCGUCGUGGAAUAUCUGAAUCACCUGAACCUCCACCAAGACUCAAGUCAAAAGAUCGAUUGAAGUCUAAAAAACAUACCUAUGUAAAGACUCGUUUUGUAAGAAAUAACUCUACAAGCUCUACGAGUGAUGAGUGGUCCGAUGCUAAUGACUAUGAGCAAAAGACUAUUCUUCGAGUGAAACAGUUCGAUUCUGAUGAAGCCGAAGAAGUAAAAGAUACCAGCCAUCUGAAUCCAAUUGAAAGUGAACCAAGAAAAACUUCAAUUCAAAUCAACGGCAACGAAUGUUACUCGACAAUGAAUGUUAAUAGUGAUACUCCUAUUUAUUUGUCAUCCGUUGUCGUCAAUGAUGAUUUUGGGAACACAUGCAGGUCAUAUCAAACUGGCACUACAGUAACAAUUAGCGUUGGAACGCCACAGAAAGAAAUAAAAAAAUCUAAAAGUCAGAUUUAUAUCGGAGCAGUAUUGUCUGAAUCAAAGGAAAUUUCUGACGAAGCAAACACAUAUGAGGAGUAUUUCAAUGAAAAUAACGAUAAAUUAUCAAAUAAUUCCAGUACAUCGCAUGAUUUGUCAUCUAUAUUGUGUAAUCCAGUUGAAGCUGUAAAAAGGAAUUUAAUUCCUCAUGUAUGUGGCAAAAAAGAUGACAUUUAUUCGAAACAACCCGAGGAUGGUAAUUUUGUCACAAAACUUUUUGAUGAUCCAUUUUUUGGUCAUUUGGCGGAAGGACUUGACUCUGAUUUGGUGAAAAAAUUGAUUGAAAACUCUUUGAUAAAGCUUCAGGAAACAAAAAAUCAAGAAGGUUCAGAUAAGAUGAAGAUUGAAAAACUUAUAGAAAGUUCUUUGAAAAAUUUAAAACAAGAAAAAAUAGAUUCUAAUGGCAGUACUUUAGAAAAUGAUGCUACAAAGAAUGAUACGUACCCUGAAACUGAUGAAUGUAAAAAAGAAGAAAUAAUUGACAGGACUACCGGUAUUGAUAAUGAUGAAAAUAGCUGCUCUGCUCCCUAUGAAAGUAUGGAGUAUGAGAGCGGGGUUGUGGGCACUUUUUCUGAUCUCGAACCCAUGUCUGAUUGUUACAACGCAUCGGCAAGUGAACUAUCAACUGAAGACGAUACUAAUUCAACAAGAUCGAAGUUUUAUCAAAUGCUAGUGGAUGCUGCGCUAUGUGAAAUAGAAAUAGGUAAUAAUACCGAUGACGAUCAUCAUUAUGAGUCAAUUCGCUUAAACAGUGAUCCAAUAUAUGAGGAAAUUGGUGAUAUACCACCACCGUUGCCAGUAAAUCCACCACCUAAUUCUUUAAUGCUUAUUGAUGAUGAGAAACGUAGUGGUUCUAGAUCAAUUUUUGAAGGAGCAUCCAAGUACGAUAUUUUGUCAUAUUUAGUAGAUGCUAAAGAACGAGGAAUCGAUGACGAAGAGACAUAUAUAACAAGUUAUGCUAGCGGCAAUGAUACUUCGAAUAUGUUAGAAGAAACAAAAAAUAAACACAAUAAUUCAAGCAUUAACAAUACGCACUUAAGUAGUAAUACAAGUCAUUUGUCAAAUGCUUCAGAUUCAAGUGAAGAUAAUUCAUUAAUCAUAAAUCACGAGAGCUUGGAAAAAUCCGUAGUAUGUAAGAAAACUUCAGCUGAAAUUGAAAGAAAUGAUUCUGGUGUUGGUUCUGAAACUAGCAAAUCUUCAAGAAGUCGAUUACAAGGAAAAUCUUCUCCAUGUGGUACAAUUACGGAUACACCCAUACAUCUUUGCGAAGAUUGCGAUUCAGCAGUGGAAACUCAAGUUACAGAACAAGGGUCUAUAUAUGCACCGUUAGUUUGUCGCAAAUGUGCAAAGAAAAGAGCUGAAAGAAAAGAAAUUUUGACAGAAAUUGUAGAAACAGAAGAAAAAUAUGGGAGAGAUUUGCAAAUCAUACUAGAAGAAUUUUACAAACCUAUGUUAGUUGCAGGACUUUUAACGCAAGAACAAUUGAGUGCUAUUUUCCUGAACGUAGAAGAACUCAUUGACAAUAAUCAAGUGCUAUCUGAAAAAUUACGUGAUGCUUUGGAAAUUGCUCUAGAUCAAGGGGAUGAGGCAAUUAAUGUUGGGAAAAUUCUUAUUGAAUGUUCGGGUAUGUUAACAGCGUUUCAAUCAUACUGUGUAAAACAAGCAGGCGCUGCCUUACUGUUAGCUGGACUCGAGAAGGAGAAGGAACUUCUGAGGAUAUUCUUACGCGUCUCGCAGAUGGAAAACACGGUUUUGAGGCGUAUGAAUUUAAACUCAUUUCUUAUGGUGCCAGUACAACGCGUGACAAAAUAUCCCCUCCUUCUCUCGCGGUUGCAUCGUGCUACUGCCGCGUGCGCAACUGAACGCGAGGACGUACGCGCGGCUCAGCGAUGCGUUGAGUCCAGAUUGGAGGAGAUCAAUGCUGCAGCUGCUGCUGCUGCGGCAGCGGCACGAGACGUGCCUCUGUGGCGAAGACUGGCGGCCGCACGACGCACUGCGCAUGAUCUCCACGUCGCUGACAUCAGACUGAGGAAGAUGGCAGUUGACGUACUUGAUUGGAAUCACGAUGAUGCCAGGUUUGCAAUGGAAGGCAAACUGUUGUUCACUCAGCCAAACGACAACAACUGGCGGAAGGGACGCACCAUCAAACUGACUCCAAUCAACGCCCUUUUGGUGACCAACGGAAAGCCAACGACUAUUCACAAAACGAACGAGAUCCGUGAAACCAGAGAGGCGAGAGAUCGUGAAGCGCGAGAAAGAGAAGGAGAGGCACUAUUCGCUCGUAGCGGAGUGAGGGAGGCCGCUCUCCUACUCGUGCGAGAGAAGGCCGGGAGAUACACCCUACAGAGAGAGCCACUGUUUUUGGACAGAUGUGUCGUGGCGGCCGAUCAUGAGCCCGAGCACUUCUUCGAGGUUCACGAGAUCACUACUAAGGAUUCUUAUAUAUUUAAGGCGGAAGAGAACGCACGUACUAGAACCUGGUACAGACAGUUACAAUAUCACGCGCAAGGCGCAGGCGCAUGGCGUAAACGACGCAACGCACUCGCAAAUAUAAUGAUAAACCCUAUGCUCACAAGAAACUGAAUUUAUUAUCAAAUUGUUAUUUAUCAUGAAUACUGUAAAAAGGGUUCGGUAUAUGGUCUGAAAUAGUAGUUUUUAAAAUAAUGCCUCUUAAUAAUAACGCUUGUAAGAUGUGACUGAGAGAAAA
Molecule: messenger RNA, 5912 nt
Organism: Diatraea saccharalis (sugarcane borer)
Lineage: Eukaryota; Metazoa; Arthropoda; Insecta; Lepidoptera; Crambidae
Source: the annotation of a GenBank genome assembly